GUGAGUUGUGUACAUUUGGCUGACGGUACGCGUGCUGCUUUAAGAGUGCUAUUAGAUUUUUGAUUUAACGGGCAUAUUCUCACCUUUGUUUACGUAUGUGUGCUUACGAGAGACAGAUGAGUGUGAAUUGGCGAACAUGUGUGUGUGUUUGAAUGGGAGCCAGGAAAAGGGAAGGGCCUCGAGUGAGCGGACAAAAACAGCUGCUCUUGUGUGCUUGGGAAACCUCAUCCAGAGAAAGCAAGAGUGGAGAGACGGACCAGCAGGGUCCAGAUCUCUAUAUGGGUUGUGCCCUGAGUGCGGAUAGCUGUGGGGACGAGCCAGAUCCGGUACCCGUGAGAGAGUCUUUAAGGAGGGAGAGAGCAAAGUCCAGGGGAAACAUGAGGCUGACCAAGGCGGGGAAGGGCGAGCCCCACGUCUUUAAAGAAAAGACCUUCAAAAAGAAGCGGCAGUGUGGGGUGUGCAGGCAGAGUGUGGAGAAUUUGGGCUCUUUUUGUCGAGUCUGCAAAACAGCCACUCAUAAGAAAUGCGAAGUCAAGAUCAACACAGCCUGCAUCCCGGCGCAGCCCUCCGAACUGCGAAGGGGAACUUCCUCCUCUAGACACAUUCAGCAUCUGGGCUCAACCAAGUCUCUGACCUACAACAAACAGAGAAACACUCUCCCGAGGAGCUUCAGCGUGGAUCGAGUGAUGGACAGAGUGAUGGAGAGGCAAUAUGAUUUCGACCUCACAUACAUCACAGAGAGGAUCAUCUCUGUCUUUUUCCCUCCUCUGCUGGAAGAACAGCGGUACCGCCUUAACCUCAGGGAGGUGGCAUCCAUGCUCAAGUCCAAACACCAGGACAAGUUUCUGUUAUUCAAUCUGUCUGAGCGGAGGCAUGACAUCACCCGUUUAAACCCGAAGGUUCAUGACUUCGGCUGGCCAGAUAUGCAUGCUCCUCCUCUGGAUAAGAUCUGUGCCAUGUGCAAAGCCAUGGAGAACUGGCUGAAUUCGGACCCCCAGCAUGUGGUCGUUCUGCACUGUAAGGGCAACAAAGGAAAGACAGGUGUUAUCAUUGCUGCCUACAUGCAUUACAGCAAAAUAUCAGCAGGGGCAGAUCAGGCCCUCAGCACACUGGCCAUGAGGAAGUUUUGUGAAGAUAAAGUCUCACCCUCACUCCAACCCUCUCAGAACAGGUAUAUCUAUUACUUUGGAGGGCUGCUCUCAGGGGCCAUCAAAAUGAACAGCAGUCCCCUCUUCCUCCAUCAGGUCCUCAUUCCUACCAUCCCCAACUUCCAGGAAGAUGGAGGUUUCUUCCCUUUCCUGAAGAUCUAUCAGUCUAUGCAGCUUGUCUACACUUCUGGCAUAUAUGAUCUGCAGGGCUCUGGGAGCAGACGGCUGAUUGUUACUAUUGAGCCUGCACUGCUGCUGAAAGGAGACAUCAUGGUAAAGUGUUAUCACAGGCGGGUUCAGUCUGCUGAGAGGGACUCUGUGUUUCGACUGCAAUUUCAUACGUGCACCAUUCAUGGAGCUCAGCUCUGGUUCGGCAAAGGGGAACUUGAUGAAGCUUGUUCAGAUGACAGAUUUCCCUCUGAUGCCACAGUGGAAUUUGUAUUUUCAUCUGGGCCUGAGAAAAUCAAAGGGAGGGUGAGCCAGAGGAAUGAUCCAGCUGUCAGCGUGGACUAUAACACAAAUGAUCCGGUGGUGCGUUGGGACUCAUAUGAGAACUUCAAUCAGAGACAUCAGGACAGCCUAGAGGAUAUCGCACACACACGUGGACCUCUAGAUGGCAGCCUGUACGCUCAGGUUAAAAAGCGCCAAGCUGCAGGCUCCACCUCCCUGCCCUCCACCAAUGGGAGUCCUGCAAGGAGCUCUGAGGAGCGUCCAAGUCAACUUCUGUCUGUUAGCACUGAUUCUGGACACUCAUCCGUCCCACCUGACCGGCUCGAUGAGCCGACUCGACAGGCCCCGCCUACUCAGCAAGAGAGAGAGGAGCUUGAGCGCCUGCUGGGUGGGAUUGAAGGUGAUGGAGGGAGGGAUCGUGACCGAGAAACAGCCAUUUUGGACGACGGUGAUUCCUUGCCUCCUGAAAGGACUGGGUCACUGAGGUUAGGGCGUUCGUGUUCAUGUCGGGUGGGCUAUCGAUCCCAGCGUUGUGCUGAGCCUAGAUGCGAUGGACUCCACCACUUAUCCAAUGGGUACUGCCUUGAUCGUCCAACCACCACUAAUGGACCCACAGGGGCUCCUUCUCCAGGGAUGCCAUCCGUCAUAGGGCUUUGCCAACACCACAGUGCCCAUCCUCACCAAUCCCUGCCGCCACCAGAUCUGCUCUGGGACCGCCAACAAGGUCCACAGCACUACCUUCAUCGCACUUGCUCAGAUGGGCCAUCACGCCACCUGUGUCCAUAUCCAACCCAAGAGAUCAGUCCCCAUCCACAUAGUCUGUCUCCCCGACUGCUCUGUAGGGCAGACGAGUACAUUACAUACCCCCACCACCACCACAACCAUCCACACCACCCAAAACCCAGCAGCCCCUACCACGAUGUCAUGAUAAUAGAUGGCCUAGUGACACCUGGCUGCCCCUGUCGGGACUGCUGUCUGCGGCGAGAAGAUUUCCACACCCUCCGUUUGGACAGAGAGGAGGGAAUACACUGGGAAAGGGAGACAGAGCUUCACCGGGAUACUGGGUUAAGACGGGGCAGAGAGGCUGAUAUGCAAAGAGGGGCAGAGAUAUGGGACCGGGAGGCAGGGCUAAGAAGGGGCAGAGAAAUGUCUCUGCACUGGGAAAGAGACAGAGAAGCAGAACUACAGUGGGAGAGAGAACGAGAGGCAGAAUACUGGCACAAAAGGGCUACCGUAUCCCCCUACGGGCCUCACAGUCAUGAGUUACCAACAAUUAACUUCGAUCCACUUCCCGCAGGCCAUCCUGCAUACCCUGAACCCUCCCGGUCCCAUUCUCAUGCCCAUCUGGAUCUCAAAUACAGCAGCAGUUCCAGUGGAUACCAGACACCACACCAGACAUGCCCCUGUUCCCCCUACCAGCCGUCACCCUCAGAGAGUCGUGGCUAUGCCUCGGGUUACCAGUCUGAGUCCACAUCCCCGCUUCCACCUCCCUCCACCUCCUGUCCUGGCCCAGUGCACCAUGCCAGUGGACCUACAGUUAACCAACCAGACUCCCACCCUCAGCAGUACACCUCUGAUACAAAUACAGAUUGCCCUGGUGCAGAUAGCAUAGGCUGGCGUAGUCACAUUUCCCAUGGUUACCUGCGGCGGACACAUCGAGAUCCACAUGCCCCAUGUUCAACACCCUCUGAUAUUUCAGGACCUCCAACACCAGUCCACACAAGCAGCCCCUUGCGAACCCAGGAGAGUCCUAGUCUGAGUGUCCAUGAGUCAAGAGAGGUGAACAGUGAAAGCAGUUUGGCCCACUCCCACAACAGGACACACCCACCUGCCCUACAGUCCACCACUACCAGUAUGGGAUCUCUGCAAACUGUACUUUCUUCCAGUCAAGAGAUUCCUGAGAUACAUCCCUUUCCUGCCACACCCACCACUGCCCAACAACUCUCUGCCCAUUCCUCACCAACGACACCUUCCACACCUCAAAUCUCAGCUGAACACUCCACCCCUUUAACACCUUCAUCAGAAUCCACCCACUCACAAACAAACAGCUCUCCUACUGCUGCUACAGUGCCACCCACAGGGGAAAUGGUACCACAAUCAACUGAGACUGUUAAACCAGCAUGCUCACCAGGUCCCUCUUCUCCCAUCCUGUCCGAGUCCAUCCCAGAUCACUCACAGAGCAAUGGAGUAUCACCAUCUCCUGAACCAGACACCCUUUCUGCUUCUUCUGCCCCUGCGUCCCCUCAGCCGCCCACUGGCGAACACGAGAGCUCUUCUUCCCCUGAGCCCCCAGUGCCUGGUUUCGCGACACUGGGUAGGAAGCUGAUGUUGGGCUCUGAAACCUCACUUCCUGCAGGACACAGUAUGGAUGGCAGCCCCAGCUCCACUCCCACCUUUCCCAUCUCUCCAGCCUGCUGCAACCCAUCUCCUCCACCAGGCUCCAACUCAGGGUGCCCAGCCGCCUCCGUCCCACAGCCUCCCCUCCCUGAGAAACGCCACCAAUCCGGCCUGCCAGGAUCACCCAAUGGGAGGUCUGGAACGCUGAGGGCAUCCAUGAGUCAUCAGCCCUCUGGCCAACACCACGUUACAUUCUCACCUUCAGUAGGAGAGCUGACUUUGCCCGCUGGACAGGGAGAAGUUGGUGUGGAGGGUGAGAUGGGCAGCAAUGUCAGUGUGAAAUUUGUGCAGGACAGCUCUCGAUUUUGGUAUAAACCUGGCAUCUCCCGAGAGCAAGCUAUAGCAGCACUGAAGGAAAAAGAGCCAGGGGCUUUCCUCAUCCGAGACAGUAACUCUUUCCAGGGGGCCUACGGUCUGGCCCUGAAAGUUGCCAGCCCACCCCCCAACGUCAGUAACCAUAGCAGCAAAGCAGGAGGAGACCCUCUGGAACAGCUGGUUCGACACUUCCUGAUUGAGACAGGGCCUCGAGGAGUGAAGAUUAAGGGCUGUCAAAAUGAGCCCUACUUUGGGAGUCUUUCAGCACUGGUGUAUCAGCAUUCGAUUACACCUAUCUCUCUGCCCUGUGCCCUCCGCAUCCCAGAGAAAGACCUAAUAGGUGAAUUCGUGGAGGUUCAGCCUGUGAGUAACAUGAGUACAGCUGCAGACCUUCUGAAACUGGGAGCAGCCUGCAAUGUGCUGUACCUGAACUCAGUUGAGACUGAGUCUCUCACGGGACCCCAAGCUAUCGCUAAGGCCACAGGGGCUUCAAUGUCCCGCAGCCCUCGGCCCUCUGCGACAGUGGUCCACUUUAAGGUGUCAGUCCAGGGCAUUACACUGACAGACAGUCAGCGCAGGAUGUUUUUCAGGAGACAUUAUCCAAUCAACAGCGUGACUUUCAGCAGUGUGGACCCACAAGACAGGAGGUGGACUAACUCAGACAGCACGACCUCUAAAGUAUUUGGUUUUGUUGCCAAGAAGCCCGGCAGCGUGGCGGAGAAUGUGUGCCAUCUUUUUGCAGAGCUGGAUCCUGAACAGCCCGCGACUGCCAUCGUCAACUUCAUUAACAAAGUAAUGCUGGCACCACAGAGACGCUAGGGCCCCGGGGACGAGGAGGAUGGUUUAUCUUCACGUACACUGCCGCACACCACAAGACUGUAAUGUUGCACUUUCUGUCAAGUUUAAGACUUCUCGGCAAAGACAAGGGCUUUACUGUUGACUAACAUGAUGCCAAAGCAAAAUAUACUACAGAAUGUAACCAAACUGAAGCCAGCAGACUGUUGUGGUUUUGCCUUUGUAGAGCUGUUUUAGUGUUCAUGGGAUUGUAAAUGACUUUAUGAAAUAAAAUCACUAAGAUUGUUAAACAACCCUGGCAGCAGGGGUUUUCAAAAAUAUAAAGCACUGUUAUUGACCCAUGAAUAAAAUAAAUCUGUUAUAUAUAUGCACUCAAAACUUCUGAAUUGCACAGCUAACAGUCUCCGCAGUAUGACAAUCAUCAGUUUAGAAAUAUUGAUGUCAAUUUGGUUUUUGAGUUUUGACACACUAAAUUAUGGUUGAAAAUGUUUAUUUUAUUCAAAAGCCAAAUUCCAGUGUGUUUUUGUCCUUUUAACUGGAAAGGAGGUGCCAUGGUUUCUAUUGGAAACUUAUUUCAGCCACAGUAAAAAAAAAAAAAAAAAAAAUGUAUAAAUGAGUAAGGGUAAUUGUGACUUAUCUCACAAUUCUAGCUUUUCUCUUGAAAUUUUAAGUUUCUAUCUCACAAUUUUGAGUUUCUAUCUAGUAAAUUCUGACUUUUUCUUGUAAUUAUGUUUAUAUCUCACAAUUCUGAGUUUCUAUCUUGGAAUUCUGAAUGAUUCUCUUCAUUCUGUUUAUGUCUCAGUUCUGAGUUUAUAUUUCACAAUUCUGAGUUCUGUCUUGUAAUUCUGACUUUUUUCUUUUAAUUCUGUUUGUCUCACAAUUUUGAGUUUCUAUCUUGUAAAUUCUGAAAUUUUUCUUGUAAUUAUGUUUAUAUCUCAGUUCUGAGUUUGUAUCUUGUAAUUCUGAAAUUUUCUCGUAACUGUUUAUAACUCACAAUUCUGAGUUUAUAGCUUGUAAUUCUAAUUUUUUCUCAUAAUUCUGUUUAUAUCUCACAAUUUUGAAGUUAUAUCUUGUAAAUUCUGACUUUUUUCUUGUAAUUGUUUAUAUCUCACAAUUCUGAGUUGAUAUCAUAAUUCUGAGUUUCUGUCUUGUAAUUCUGACUUUUUUCUUGUAAUUGUGUUCACAAUUCUGUUUCUAUCUUGUAAUUCUGUCAUUUUCACGUAAUUUUGUUUCCAUCUCACAAGUUUGAGUUUCUUUCUUAUAAUUCUGACUUUUAUGUCUCACUAUACUGAGUUAACAUCUUGCGAUUCUGACUUUAUUUCUCAGAAUUGAGAGAAAAAGUCCAAACUGUGUGAAAAACUCUACCUUUGUUUUUAAUGCUUUGGUGGAACAAGUUUCCAUAGUUUCUGAUUCUGGCCCGGUGUCUGCGAAUGCUAGGGAAAGUUACUGAGCGUUUGAGAUGGAGAAACAGAUGGAGGACCAGACAUGGCGUAGUCAUGAUGCUGAGCAGCUGUUGUGCGCUGCUGGAGUUCCAGUAUUAGGAAGAUUUAAAUGUCAUGUAGUAUGAUGUCAUAAUGGAAGGCUGAUGGUCAUGUGAUAAUUAAUUACCCAGAGAGAAUUUGGUUACCUUUAGAGUAGCAAGGAACUUUAUUUUGUCCCCAUUUGUUGUGUAUUUCAUGCACUGUUCAUAAAUUGAAUAUAAAAUAAGGCAGACAGUGGUUCAUAACCAUCCACAUCAUAUACAACACAUAGCUUUGUCAACUGACCGUCACGCAUCAUGCUGUAUCAUUGCCUACUAUAUUGUGUAGUAGAACAUUAUAUUGGAAUGUAACCAGUCUUUAAACUGAUUGGACAGGUGAACGUUUCCACUUUCAUUAUUUGCGUAAUGAUUUAACGAUCUCAAGAAGCUGUUUAUAACCAAAGACGUGACCAUGUACUCAAUCAGUUACUUUAAGCUGUGCCGUUUAUUUUACUUACCUUUAGCAACAAGUUAUUUCUGUUUUUGACAGUAGGACACGUCUAUGACUUUAAUAUAUUGUAUUCUGUAUUUUCUUAUUGAUCUUUUUAUGUAGUAAUAUAUUUUCACACAUGCAGCUGACUUGGAAGGUAAAAAAAAUAAAAAAAAUAAACUACAUGGAAGGAUUUUGAUAAGUUUUUUUUUUUUUUUAUUACCAUAUGUUAUUUUAAGUGUAUGCACAAGUGAAAAAUAUAAUAAAUGUAAAGUCAUGGUACCAAA
Cyprinus carpio (common carp) is the source of this 7341-nucleotide messenger RNA. RefSeq names its product tensin 2a (gene tns2a). Gene Ontology annotation, molecular function: protein binding; protein tyrosine phosphatase activity. NCBI's taxonomy places the organism in Eukaryota, Metazoa, Chordata, Actinopteri, Cypriniformes, Cyprinidae. The record is from RefSeq and is a predicted model, not a curated record. Gene Ontology annotation, biological process: peptidyl-tyrosine dephosphorylation.